Molecule: messenger RNA, 1904 nt
Organism: Castor canadensis (American beaver)
Lineage: Eukaryota; Metazoa; Chordata; Mammalia; Rodentia; Castoridae
Gene: Derl1
Product: derlin 1
Source: RefSeq, a predicted model, not a curated record
UACUGGUUCGCUGCCACCGUCGCGGUUCCCUUGGUGGGCAAGCUCGGCCUCAUCAGCCCGGCCUACUUCUUCCUCUGGCCCGAAGCUUUUCUCUAUCGCUUCCAGGAGCUUUUGAUGGAAGGCCAGCAGACUAUUUAUUCAUGCUUCUCUUUAACUGGAUUUGCAUCGUGAUUACUGGCUUAGCAAUGGAUAUGCAGUUGCUGAUGAUUCCUCUCAUUAUGUCAGUGCUUUAUGUCUGGGCCCAGCUGAACAGAGACAUGAUCGUAUCAUUUUGGUUUGGAACACGAUUUAAGGCCUGUUAUUUACCGUGGGUUAUCCUUGGAUUCAACUAUAUCAUCGGAGGCUCGGUAAUCAAUGAGCUCAUUGGAAAUCUUGUUGGACAUCUUUAUUUCUUCCUAAUGUUCAGAUACCCAAUGGACUUGGGAGGAAGGAAUUUUCUAUCAACACCUCAGUUUUUGUACCGCUGGCUGCCCAGCAGGAGAGGAGGGGUGUCAGGAUUCGGUGUACCUCCUGCUAGCAUGAGGCGAGCUGCUGAUCAGAAUGGUGGAGGCGGUAGACACAACUGGGGCCAGGGCUUUCGACUUGGAGACCAGUGAGGACCAGCCUCUGGCCUGGCCACCAGGCGUUCCACUCAGACGACUUUCCUCCCAGUGCUGGGUGUGCUUAAUGACCGAGUUCUCCCACCGCUCUUGGACCUGACCCACACUGAAUGUAGUCUUUCGGUAUGAGACAAAAUUUUUUAAAUCCUGAAGGAAAAUACAAGUAUUCCUCAAGUUUCAUGAUUCUCAUUCAAGUCCUUACUGCUACGAAGAACAAAUAUCAGCCAUGCAAAUUUCAAAACUGAAUCUUUUUUUGGUGUCUUCUCUUUUUUCCUUUCCGUCUGAAUAAUGGGUUUUUAGCAGUUCCUGGUCUGCUGGCACCGAGCUGGGCAUCUGGGGCUGGGAUACCAGACCCUUUCAAAAGGAGCCUUACCUCUUUUUUGCACACAUGCCUCCUUGCUACUUUUCCCAACCUCUAAAUGUCCUCCCAGAGGGGGGUCGCCCAUAAAAUGGUUCUGCCUUUGACAAACUCGUAUUUAUUGACUUUUGCCAAGAACUUGUUCACACCAUUGUUUUUCCCCUUUGGUGGCAGAACUGUAACAAUAGGGGAGAAGACUGAAGCGGUGUAUCUUUGAAGAGCUUUCUCAGCUUUCCACCUGACAGCUGUUGUAACCAUUUGCCACCUCUUCAAAUGUUUUCAUAAAAAGUACCACUGAGUCAGUGAGGGUCUAGAUUGGUAUUAAUGAGAUUCAAGGGUUGUUACUAGGCAGUUUUUUCCUAAAUUAAGGGAUGGGAACUGCAGUGGAGUUGCUUCUAAUAUGAUCCCUCUGUGUUUUCUGGGAGGGAAUACUGGCUUUGUGGACCCAGAGCAGCUGUGUUGUGUCAGGAGGUUCCAGGUCACAUUGGCCACAGAGAUGCUGCCUGGGAGAGGCUUCUGGGAACUUCAUUCUUAUGAAUGUGUGUUCAGUGAGUAGAUGCAGGAAAGAACCUCAGACCCUAUUUAAAUUGUUGGGAGUUUUUUUUGUCCCUCUGCGUUUUUUUUUAGGUUAAGUGUAUCUGUUAAUUGUGAGGGAAGUAUAGCUUUUCUGUAUGUGGAUCAUUUUUAAAAGCUAAUAUAAGCACACCUGAGUGAAUCACAUAUAAUUUGGGAUUGUAAUGGCUUUAGAAUCAUUUGCAUCUGAAGGUCUUUAUUAUUUUGGGUCAUGAAUGUACACAUGUUGUGAAUUGGACCAGCUUGAACAUCCACAACUCCCGUUUUGUAGGUGGGCUUUUUCCAUCAGAGCCUGGCUCAUCACCAAAUAAAGUUUUCUGAAAGCCUAUGGUGUUUCACAUAAUUACUUUGUUUUAUGUUUUUAUUCUGAAAGC